Paramuricea clavata is the source of this 23452-nucleotide messenger RNA. The record is from the annotation of a GenBank genome assembly. Lineage: Eukaryota; Metazoa; Cnidaria; Anthozoa; Malacalcyonacea; Plexauridae.
UAGAUAAUAACAAUGGCAAGUUCACUAAGUACGGGAAGUUUAACAGGUGACGAGAGAAGAUGGAUUGUGGUUGGUGUGUGCCUUAACAAAGUUAUACUACCAACCUUGCGAAAUGUCGUUGCAACUGAACUGCAAAAGUUAUAUAUUCGUUUAAGUAAACCACCUGAUGAAAUUCACAAGCAAAGUAUCGCAACGUAUAAGAACACACUACCACCCUCAGCAUUUCGACUAAAUUAUAAAAGCAUCAAUAACAACGAAAAAAAGCCUGGUCAUACUUAUGACUUCGCGGUAAAAGAUGUAUUGUCUUUGGCAAAGUUGUAUAUGCAACCUCAUAUGGCAAAAUGUACUGGUUUUGAUAACACGAUGGAUAUGUCAGCAAUUUUGGCAGUGAUGUGUAAUGCAACGCCAUUUUCUUCUGCUGCAGCUGAUGCCGAGAUAGUACGGAAUAUCAGGAACAAGUGGGCCCAUUGCAACUUUUCAGAAUGGACCCAAGCAGUAUUCACUGCAUCAAUACAAGCCUUAAUAUCAUUCAUAAAAACGAGUAAUUUACCAAAAACUGAUGAAAAAGCUGUCUGUGAUAAUCUAGAUGACUGGGAGAAAGAAGGUAUCAAUUGAAUUAUUUAUAAUUUAAUGUUAAAUAAUGGCAGAUAUAGGUUGGGUGGCAGAUGCUAAAUUAUGUUCAUACAAAUAGCGUUUUGGUGUUUUGUGGGUCGCGACUCAAUCAAUAUCUUUUCAAAAAAUGAGCAUCAACCACGUCAUUUCAAACGUUGUGAAGUAAAUCCAAUGAACGCGCGCGCAUCCAAGACAAGAGAAAUUAAUUUUGCACGAUAUAGCCUGCGUAGCAGGCGGUAUUCGUGGGCACGAGAGAAUGGGAAACUAGAAAUAUCGCCUGCCUAAAAAGUACACAUUCUGAGUUCUCCCCGGCAGCUGGGUGCCGGAGCAUUCUGAUUGGUCAGAAUGUUGAUUUUCAAUUUUUGAUUGACAUGAGUAAAGAAUUAGAAUAAUUAGUGCUAAUUUUAGAAGUUACUGUUGCCGUAUUUAUAAUAUAAACUAUUGUUACUUUCGUAAUUGAUACCGAUAUAUCGAGUGAUGGCAUACACUAUCCAAAAAAUAACGAAUGUAUUACAGGUAAACUACGUGAAGCGUUCCUCUUUUGAGUUUCUAAAUUGAUUGCAAUUUUCCUCAUUACUUUUGCAACUAAAACUCCCUUGCAAAUCCCUUGAGGAAAUUUGCAAUGUUGCUAAAAGCCAAUAAAAUUUUCCUCAGUUCCUGUUAGAAGUUCUUAACUUCCUGUUACAAGUUCCUAACUUCCUGUUCUGUUCUGCGUGUUGCAAUUGGCUAACAAAAAUAAUCGACCAAUAACAACACUCAGAACAGAACAGGAAGGUAGGAAAUUAAAACAGGGAGUCAGGAAAAUUUAAAAUAAAGUUUGGAAUAUUGCAACAGCCGAUAGGAACAUUGCAAAUUCCCUCAAGGGAUUUACAAGGAGUUUUCAAAUUUGCAAAGCUAAUGAGGAAAAUUCCAAAUGAGUUACAAAGUCAAAAGAGGAACGCUUCACGUAGUUUACCUGUAAUUGAGAAUUAAGCGUUGAAUUCUUUAAUCUUUAUCUGGAAUCGGAAAUCGCUUCGUCUUGAAGAAUGAACGAAUAUCAAUCCAACAUUUGUUGCUUGAUAGAUGUGAUACUGUGAUGAAACUGCAGAUUUGAAGAUACAGGCUCGUAACUGACACUCUAAGUAGUGUUUUUAAUAGCGAUUGGAACAAGACUAUUACAAAGUUACGUCCGAAGGGGCCGAAGUUAUGUUCGGCGAAAGGUAUGGCUAGUCUAUUUUUUUGUUCGGACAAUUGCGUAAUUUGAUAAUACACGAACUCCUUUGACUUCCAAAGCUCAUAAAUCGCUAUAAUGUUGACAUCGACUAAAACUAUCGCUAUGAAUGAGGACAUAUUGUUAGACUGAAUCGAACGUGGUAUUUUUGUCUUCAUAGCAUUGAAUGAACCGAAGAUAUGAAACGUCAAAGCCGUAUAUUUGCACUGGUGCAAAUACGUGAGUUUGACAAAUAAUUAAAAUAAAACAUUAAGAUGGGCGGGACCAUGCGUUCGGUGGGCGGAACUCAGAAUGUGUAGUUUUUGGGCAGGUGGUAUUUCUAACUUCUACCGCCUGCUACGCAGGCUAUGCACGAUAGUACAUGGCGUGCUCUUUUUAAUGUGCAAAAUUAAUUUCUCUUGUCUUGGAUGCGCGCGCGUUAAUUGUAUUCACUUCACUACGUUUGAAAUGACGUGGUUGAUGUGCCGUUCAAUUAAAUUUCAAAUGACGCGAGCCAACAGAUCACGACACAAUUUCAUUGCCCGAGCAUGCCCGUUCGCAGGUUAAGGGUGGGCAUAGCUUUUGAUAAAUCAAAUUGAUUCACGUCGAAUUUCCAACGUGAGUUCUACGCAUGCUCGGCAAUUGUUGCAAAAUAUAAAUAAAGUAUAAGUAUUUCUCGUCGAAAAUGUGAUACUUUUUACGAAAUCGAAUUGAAAAUAGCUAAAAAUUCUGGGGGAAAUAUUAACAAAAACUUCGGUUUGAUAGGGAUACAACUACCUGAAUAAUAGACAGAUUUAGAAAAGACGACGCGACCUCAAAGACGACGUGGAUGGCGUCAUUUGGCGCCAACUAUCGUUAGCUUCUGAUUUGCCACGUCGUCUUGGACAAUUUCACGACGCGAAAAUUCAAUUUUCACGUCCUCUCUAGAACGUCACAGAUUUAUGCUUCUUUUGAAAAAAAUAUGAGACUAUGCAUGAUAAAAAUCAUCUUAUUUUGUUCCCCAAGUAUUGUUUAAUGAUUCUAGUUAAAGGUUUUUCAUUGACAAGGUUGUUUUUCUUGUAUUUCGCUAAAUUUUGAACGUGUUAAUUUUUGACAAAUACUUUUGGUCGCCGUAACAAAUCAACAAAACUGCAAGCAUUGUUAAUAACCACUUCAAUACCGCUAGUAUUUUUCACCAAAACAAACAUUUUAGAACAAACUGAAGUGAAGUUAUAGUAAAAACUCAAUCAAUGUUAGUUGCUCUGUCACAUCAGUGCGAAAAAGUAGGGGAAGUAAAAAAACGCUUUCCAGCGUGAAAAACUAUCUUAAACAGUAUUAAAUGUUAUCAAUAUAAGCACUGAUGCCUUAUUUAUACUAAACAGUUGACAAACUUGAUUGAAUAGGCUACAAACUAAAGCAUUUAGCUCGUAAACAAUACCUGCAGCUAUAGUAUUUAUUCCAAAAAAUGCAACACAGUUCACUUUUCAAAAUACCGAAAUAUACGUCUUUUUCUAAAAAAAACUUAUUGAAUAUUCAUACUAAUUAAUCAGGAAACACUUGGCCAGUAUUAUAUAGCCUUUUCUUGCACAUAACUUAACAACUGAUUGAAAACAAUACAGGAAUGAGCAGGGAACAAGAAAACAAAAAUUUGCUUCGAAAAAGACAAACAAGCCGUCCCAGAUUAAAACCCGGAAGUGAACGCGAGGUGUACACGUCAUUUUCACGUCGUCUUUGAGGUCGCGUCGUCUUUUCUAAAUCUGUCUAAUACAUGGAGAACUUCGACGUUUCAAGCGAAGGCGCUUCGACUUGUCACUUGUACUGUUAGUGUUUGUAUACAUCGUACUUGACCUUUAAAGGUGAACUAACACGAAAUUUUUUAAACCUGUUUUGACUUUCACUGUAUGUAAUCAUUACAGCUUCAAUUAAAAAAUGGGCAAAAAGCAACGAAAAACCAUAUUAUAAAGGCAUUUUUCUUGGCCUUUGUUGGUUUUAAAUCGGUCCGCUUUACGCGCGGUCACGAGCACGUGACAAUUUGGCUGUGACGUAAAUUUGUUUGCAAACGCAUUUGGCAAAGAUACAGACAAUAAGGUGGCGAAUAAGGCAACAAGAAGAGGAGACAGAAAUUGUGUAGCUGGGACACCAUAAAAAGUUAGUUGCAAGAAUACAUCGUAUACCCCUGGCAUAAAGGUGCAUGCCUUCCCAAAAGAUCAGAAAACAAGCCAGAAAUGGGUUCAAUUUGUUCGUAAACAUCGAGUGGAUUUCAAAGAGCCGACAAAACAUUCAUCUCUGUGUUCCGCGCACUUCGAAGAUUUGUGUUAUUCCCCUCGCUUUUUAGAUGAAAGUUCAGAUUAUUGAGUCCUUGAACGUGGAUCUAUUCCGACCAAAGAUACAUCAUUUUUGGAGAAUAAAAACAGUGAUAUUACGCCGAGAGGGAAAAGGAAGGUAUAUUUUUAAACUUCAACUGUAUUUACAAAGCAUGCCGUAUUUGCAUAUCGCAUAUUCGCAUAUUGCAUAUCAAUGAGGUGGUUCAUUAUCAUAUAUUUAUGAAGCUUGGUUUAAUAAUAUAAGGUUUGCAGUGAUAUGUUUUGUAAGUAAAAGAUAUCAUUUUUAUUCCAAUAUUCUCAAUUUCCCAGAUCUUACGUGAAGCUACAAAUACCAGCCCAUGCAAAGUGGCUAGAACGGCUAGCACGGUAGAAGAAAUAAUGUCAACUGAAGAGACCGAUCAAGACGAAGGGGUUAUAACUACUGUAGAGGCACCAGGAGACUGUUAAGAACCUACAGAACCUAGUAGCCAAAAGCCUAAAUCAAAGACAUCUCAAACCUCUGAUGGCUAUAAAGAAAAGGAAAACCACAACUUAUAUAAAUCAAAGUAUCUUCAAAAGUUAUCUGAAUGCAAGAAUCUUCGACGUCAAGUAAAGAGACCGAGAGGCAGAAAUUUUUUAGCAAAAAAGGUACUACACAGUAUGUGGUACAUUGUGGUAAUUUGGUGGUACUGUACAUAUCGGGAAAUUAAAUGAUGCAACCAAACUCUGCAUAAAACUAAUAUUGGGAAGCACUUUAAUUAAUGUAACUAUAAAUUCUAAAAAGUCAACUCUGCAGAGGAGAGUUUCUGAAAAGUGUAGCAUCUCAUCCCAUAAAGCAGUUAGUGUAGUGUCCUACCCUAACAGGUAACCUUUUCGGGCUACAAAACAUAUAUACAUAUUAAUUCAUUGUUUUCUUUUAAUUUAAAGAACAUUUUGAAAGAAAAUAUGCCACUUGAUGAACCAGACGUUGAAGAAAACCAGGAAAGUAUGGAACAAACUAUGUGUGGUGAGCCAUUAGAAAGUGAUGCAGAGAUGGAGUGUGAUAGUGAUGUAGAAGAGAACUUUAUUUCAAACACUGAUGAUGAAGAUUUAUCUAGCUAAGAUGAAUUUACUGAGGAUGAGAGUGAAGACUUUGUACCAAAUGAAGAAGAGUUGGCUGAUGAUGAAGAAUUGCCUACAGAUGAUGAAGAGUUGCCUUCAGAUAAUGAAAAGUUUCCCGAUAGCACACAACACUCAAAGAAAAACCUUGAGUAAGUCAAACUGUCAAAGGUUUACAGUAUUAAAACACAGGGCCGGUUGUUCAAAAGCCUAUUAACUUAAUCCUAGGUUAACCUAAAAUUCAAAGCAAACUUCCCAACAACUUGUUUAUAAACUUGGAAAUGUUUCUUCAGAAAUCUUGUGUGGAUCAAUGAGAGUUUUCUUUUUGAAGUUUUGAAAGAAACAGAUGUGCAGAAUACAGAAAUUGAAACAGCAGGUUAAAUUUUGAUCCAGGGUUUGCGCUGUAACUCCAGCUUUGAACAACUGGCUCAAUAACUACAGUGUACACUUAAAGGCACUGACAAACCAAACCCAACCAACUUCAGUGUCAUAAAAUCUUAAUGGUCUGAAUAGGUUCAUUGCACAUUGUCAGAUAGUGUUUGCUUCUUUGUUAGUAACAGUUAUCUAUCUGGUCAUCUUAUAUUACAUAUAAUUACCCAAUUUGAAAUCCCAGAAUCAUAAAUACCCAUACAUUUUUUCUUGAAUUUUUAGAGUUCCUGUGGAUACACCUAUCCAUGCUGAGCCAUCAUUUAUAGUGUUUUAUAGCAUGUUUCUUCGACUUUUCAACAUAUUAUGUUUUAAAUACAAGGGUGAUAAUCCAAAAGUAACCAUGAGGCAGAAUGGAACAAUGGUCACAGUGAGCCAACAUUGCCAUAAAUGUGGUAAAAAUGCAUUUGUUUGGAGAUCACAACUUUUGGUCCUUGGGCGAUAUCCUCUUGGUAAUGUGUUAUUAAGUUAUGGGAUUUUUGUAGCAGGAGAAAGUGUUAAGGUUUUGCUUGUCUUGCGAACCAUGGGUCUUCGUGCCUACUCGUGGAGGACAUUUUUUCGUCACCAGAGAAAGUUUUUGCUCCCUUCAACUCUUGCUUACUGAAAAACUUACCAAGAGAAUCUUCUCAAUGAAGUACGGAAAUUGAAAGAAACUUCAUGGGGCGGUGAUGGGCGUUUUGAUUCGAUGGGUCAUUCGGCCAAAUACGGAACUUAUACCAUGUUCUGCAAUACCAUCUCAAAAAUUGUUCACUUUGAGGUUGUUCAGGUAAGUUCCCGCCACGGGGCAAUAGGACAGGUGUAGUUUUGUUAAAUAGAAAGUUAGAAAUGGUAUUAUAGCAUAACUUCUUAUUUUGUUUCAUAAAUAGUUCUUUAAUAUUCGAAACAAAUCCCACAUCUGCUUCGUCUGCCAUCGCCAUGUUUACUCAUACUUGUUUACUUGUUUCGAAUAUUAAAGAACUAUUUAUGAAACAAAAUAAGAAGUUAUGAAUAUUCUGAUCUUUUAAAGGUAGGUUACAGUCGCAUCUGCGCAUGUGCUGGACUUUUGUUCAUGUGGGAACACACAGGAGUUUGUUAUCCUCUGUUUAUGUCAUCCUCUUGUCAUCCUCUUGUCAUCCUCUCAAAAUACUUUGAGCUUUUUUGAGCGACAGUCCGUCAAAUAACGAGUUAUUUAGGCAACAUGACGUGUAGGAAAGGAUGCUACGCUAACAGGGAUGCUUCGAAAGUGUAUCAAAGUGUAUCUAUUUUAUUGUUUUCCUCGAUGGAGAGCGUAUUCCAUUUCUGCGUCUGCCCAUGAAAGGCCAUGAUAUACCUGCAUCCUCAAGCUUCUACCAAAGGUUGUCAAGAAAAGAAUCCAAGAAGGAUUGGAGAUUGCUCCCAACAUAGCUGCAAUGUUGAUCCUUCAGAGAAAUCGCUUGUUGAAGCCCAUCAAUCGAGGUUUUAAUGACUAUAAAAUGUUCUUUAUUACACUAUUUCACUAUCGUUAAUAUAUACGAACUGUUUAUCUAUUUUAUUUACAAACUGAAACCCAUAAUAUAAUUAUAAAGGCCUAAAGAUAUGAUACUUGAGAGUAGUGAGUUGUCGAUGAAAACAUAAUGAGCAAUUUGGAGUGAACAUGUUUGGGACUUUUCGAUGGCUGUCUAUAUAGACGUGUUAUUGUCACUUGUCGCAGUGAUAAUCUACUUGGCUGUGAGCCUGUGGCAGUGCUUUACUGUCUUUGACUGUCUGCUCAUGGACAACUUGUGCUCACUUAAAACUUAAUAGAAACACAUCAAAAAGUUUCUCUGAUCAAAGUUAAAGUAGAUUUUAAUUUGAUCAAAGCACAUAACAGUUUACAUGCCUUUUAGUUGUUCUGAAGUUACAGUGCUUGACCUAAUGGGGUGUUUAUAUGGAGGCAAGCCAGCUCGGGUGCCUGAGCUAGCUCGCUUGGCCGAGAUCUAAUGUUGCUAGAUAAUUUAUACUAAUAUUUGUAUUGUGUGUAUAUGAGAACCAGGCCGGCUUGCCUAAGCGAGAUCUUGUUUAAUUUGUGAAGCUCGACAGAGCUCCAGAUCUCGCCUAGGUUGGCUGGUUUGCCUAAGCCGCUGAAUACAAAUAUAUUGUACUAAUUGUAGUAAAUAAGACUUUCUCAACAGAUUUUUGAUCUAUAAUUUUAAAAAUUAAUGCCUCUGUGAACAGUUGUGACGGUCAUAACCAUGACAGUUUCUCGCGAUGAUUUGUUUUGGUGCCAGCCUGCUACAUGAUGAAAUUAGCUAGGCAAAUCCACCUAGCUCAGGUAACCGGACUGGUUUGCCUCCAUAUAAACCAUAGAUAUAGGAGAUCUAGAUUGCUAACGCAUACUUAGCGCAGGCGGGGCCUACAUGAUAAAUCCAAGAUGGCGGUACAACAGGGCAAAAGACUAUAGAUUCUAUUACGAAAAUCAGGGUUUUUGCAUUUUUUGCCGUCGCAUUGUUUUGAAACUUAUUCGGUCAAAUUUUAUCGUAAAGAGAAACUUACCGCGAAGAUUUUGAGCAUAUAUAUGAUUGAAUUGGAUGAAAACUCGCAAAAUUAUCCAUCGAUAAAAGUUCGUGUAUAGUACUGAUAUAGUACUAUAUAUGUAAUUUGUACAGUUUUGCUUUAAUUUUUGCUCACUAUUUGCAUAAAAAGCAAAUUAUAACAGACCACAGAUGAUAGACCCUCAUCCAGUGCUCUCAUCAGUUUACUUCUCUAACAAGCAAGAAGGUACAUAACAAUUCAUUUUUCAUAAUUAUGAGGACAGAGCAGAUGAUGAGAGAUGCAAGUAUAAAACACCAUUCACAAGGCUAGAUGUUAAAAAAAAAUGCAAAAAUCCUGAUUUUCGUAAUAGAAUCUAUAGUCUUUUUGCCCUGUUGUACCGUCAUCUUGGAUUUAUCAUGUAGGCCCUGCCUGCGUUAGGUAUGCGUUAGUAAUCUAGAUCUCCUAUAUCUAUGAUAUAAACACCCCUAAGACAUUUAGUUUAUAAAAGAUUUUGAUCACAAAUACUUAUAUGAUGUAAACAAACUCAACUAAUAAUUACUAGUAUAUUUUUCACCCUAAUUGUAAGUAAAAGCUUGCAUAUAAGAACCUAUAUAACGGCCUGUCAGGCUAACUUAUUCAGUAUUUAGGCACCCAAUCUGUUUAGGCUAGUAUUUCAGUUUCGUAUUUUAUCACAUGGAGACCAGUCAGAUCUAAAAAUGUAUAGAAAUCAAAGAGAAUAAACUCUUCACAAAGUAAUGAAAAUGAUCCAGAACCCUGAAAAUGUCAUUGAGAUAAAUAAAGUGUAGCUUUACAGUGCAUACAGCUUUGUAUAAGUGCAUAUAUACUGGCAUUUUUAGAUGAUCAUGACUGAUAUAGCUACUAUACAUGUCUUGUCCAAAAGUAGGGUCUGGGUGUUUGAAAUCAGAGCUUUCUUUCUCCUAGAUGGAUUGCCAGCCAAGGCUUAUGAGCUCUAUCUACACAAAGCAAUCUGGUUUUAAGGUGCCAGACACUUGCCAGUUCAUAUUGUACUAUAAUUGCCUGAUUUUGUGUCACAAAGAGUGGCAACAUCCCAUUAUCUACUGUAUGUUGCCAGAACAGGCUGCCGUGCAUGGUCUGUUUGGGGACAAAAUUAGACAAGUAGACAACACAGUAAAAGCCUGCGAAUAAGAACCUAGAUUUUUUACAAGUUAGCCUAAACAGGUUCUUAUGUAAAUGGUGCUUAUCUGAUUGUUCAUGUUACAAACUGUAAUUAUAUUUAGUAGCUAUAUUCAGUAUUCGUAGGGGCAUAUAAAAGCUAUAAAUAAAGCCCUGGAGUCAUGUUUCUGCUUUACCCCUUGGAGUUCUCCUUUAAUGUCUGUAUAUAUGUAUAUAUAUAUAUUACCAUAUAACCCAAUAAAUCUGUUAAAAGAAGAAAGAUUCGUUGAUGUAAAUCAAAAUUUCAUCAGUGUUUCCUGGGCAUUCUGAUGAGCUCUGAUAUAGAGCGAAUCAAGCAUAUAUUUAGCAAUUUGCCUGCGUCUUGAAGAGACAUGAUGAAGUAACCUGAUCACCAGAAUUGUUGAAGCUAAUAUUAGAUCAUUCAGUGUCACAAGAAUAUCAUCAUUUAGUGUCAAUAUGAGAGUAAUAUCAAUGAAUUCAUACUUCCAGUUCAUAAUUUCGAAACAUACAUUUUUAUAACACAAAAAAGUUGAAUAUAAUCUUAGCGUCUCCUACUCUCGUCACUGUCAAUCUAUUGAACUCUUCUGUUGUUUAUAUUAAAAUAGCAUCCAAAAUUAUCUCCAUAGCGCGCACGAGCUUGAACAAAGGCUGUUUAUCCAGCUUUUGCACGGUCAAAAAUUUCGCUCUUGGCUUUGCCACGAAGACAGGAACUGCAGCCACAUUCUCAAUCACACUUGUUUCGAAUUUCGUCAAGCGAAAAGCUUUCCCCAAUGCUUCUCUCAUAAUGACACAACAACUCUGGCAACAUGUUUCGAGGGAUUGAUACCGCAUGAACUAUUUUCGUGAUUAGACACAAACUCCAAAGGUAAACACUAAACACAAAUUAUUCGAACUCACACCUUCGGGAUUUCGGUUCGCCGCCCCAGCUGUUGUAUAUAGCAAGUCACACAAGGUUCAAAGCGGGCUCUUUGUUCACGAUGUUUACAGUUAAAAAGUUACAGUAUAAGAUUGUGUUAUUGUGUACAAAAAAUUCCAUUGUAGAAAUGUACAAGAAAUGCAGCGAAGUAUUGUAAAACAUUGCACUCCUCGAUCACAAAUUAUGUGGAAUGUUACUUUGAACUCGUCAUAUGCUUCAUCUUAUAUAAUUAAUGUGGAUCAAAACAAAAAACGUAAACAAAGUCCAGCACAUGCGCAGAUGCGACUGUAACCUACCUUUAAACAUACAUGAGUAAGUAUAAUACCAUUUCUAAUUUUCUAUUUAACAACAUUACACCUGUCCUAUUGCCCGUGUUCUCAAUUUCACGUGUACUGGUUGUGCUAGUUAAACAUUUAGGCAGAAUUUAACCAAGUGACUAUGCAUGCAGUAUAUUUUUUUAAACUCUGACUAAUUUUGUUGUCUAAACCAGACAAGUUUACUUGCAAAAUAAGAGGUCUUGCUGACAAUGGGUUAUAGAGCUAGGGGAGCCACCAUGGUGUAUUAAAAUAGUUCAGUUAUACUUUAGCUAAGAAAGUAAACAUACUCUUCAGAAUGAUUAUUUGUAAUUAUACCUACAUAAUUUAGUACACUUAAUAUACAAAGCACAAAUGAGAAUACAAAACAUGACUGGGAAAAGAACUGUUAUCACCAAUAAAUUUAACAAUCCACCAAUUAAGUCAUGAUGUGAUUUAUAUACCUUCUGAAUUUAUUUUCAGGCCAGGACUAUUAGGCUGCCAACUCUCCAAUGAAAGCCUUAAAAUUAAUGAGUUUUUUUUAUUAUAAAUGUAGUCAAAUGAAACUGGAAGUAGCAACCAAAUGGAGUUGGAAGGAGCGAAGAGGUGCUUUUCAUACCUUCAAAACAAUGCCCAAGUAAAGAUCCCUGUUUUCAUAUCAGAUAGGCACUCUAGUAUCAGCAAGUGGAUACGAGAAAAACAACCAAACACAAUCCACUUUUAUGAUAUUUGGCAUGUGGCCAAGGCAGUCACAAAGCGAGUCCUUAAAGCAAGAAGAAGGGGUGCGAGAUUCUGAAGGACUGGACAAAAGCAAUAAAGAACCAUCUGUACUGGUCUGUUACCUCCACCAAGCAAGGUUUUGUGGACUUGAUCAAAGCCAAGUGGUUGUCAUUGAUCCAGCAUAUUUCAGACAGUCAUUGUGAUCAUCCCAAUGAAUUGUUUCCAGUAUGCAACCAUGGCGAACUGGAACCAAGGGACUGGAUUUUGCCUGGUAAGUCUCCAAUGCCCUUUAUUAUAUAGCAAGUGUCAAAGUUCAAUUUUCCGGUUUACCAAUUGGACAAAACCGUAUCACGUGCCGGUCCACAAAACAUGUUGGCUGCAUGCUUGCAACCGGUCAACAAUGAAACAACAAGGCACAAGCUGCUCGCAUAUGCAUCUGCUGAUCAGUUUGCAAGUUGUUCAGAAGAUGUUAAUCCACGUAUGGUGGGCGUAAAAGACAGCAAAUUUGGCAACGUACAUAUAACUCUCUCUCGUUAGUUUGGAAUAUCACGAAACUUUGUGAUACUUUGUGAUAUCGAUUUUGUUACAUUUUGGCGGGAAAAUGACGUGCCAACUUUGGCGCCAAAAAAUUAAACACGACCUAAGAAAAGAUUGUCCUAUAUGGAUCUCAAAACUGUAAAAACAUUAAAAAUACAACAAGGCAGUGCGAAGAUAUGGCGAUUCAAAGUUCGAAAAAAAUCUAUUUUUAGUAACAAAAUGGCUGAUUUUUCAGUAAAAAUAGAACUUUGAGUCGCCAUAUCUUCGCACUGCCUUGUUGUAUUUUUAAUGUUUUUUAUUGUUUUGAGAUCCUUAUAGGACCAUCUCUUCAAAAAAGUUACCAGCAUGUUCUUAGCUCGUGUUUAAUUUUUUGGCGCCAAAGUUUGAACGUCAUUUUCCCGUCAAAAUGUAACAAAAUCGGAAAACAAAAAAAUACGAUUUUUAGGAAUUUUAAGUUCUAUCCUGUGAGGGAGUUUCGUGAUAUUCCAAACUAGCGACAGAAAGUUAUAUGUACGUGGCCAAAUUUGCUGUCUUUUUUGCCCACCGUGAUAUCUACUAUUGACCUGGUGGUGAAUUAUUGAGAUUCGCUAUAUAAUAAAACACUUAUUUACUGAGACCCCGGGAAAACAGCGUGGGCCCCCCCAACCGCCGUUUUUGCCCCCGGCUUUGCCUCGGGCAACAACAGUGGUCUAUGGGCCACAAAAUAUGCUGUUUUCCUCGGUCUCAGUAAAUAAGUUAUAUUUUUUCAUCAUACCUGUAAAUAUUCAUUAAAAGUAUGCUGUAAUCGCAUGGCACUCAGGUCGAUCAGUUAUCAGUGAGGUCGAUCAGUGACAACUAUUUCUAAUUGUGCCUCAUGUAUACUGGAUGAGAUACAAUUAGGGCUAAUACUGUCUCAUCCAGUAUCCAUCAGACAAAUACAAUGGUAAUUAUCCCUUACGAAAUAAACAAUUUUGAGGUGAAUACAGUAUAUGAUUAAUUACAGUAAUUUGACUUGAUUUGUGGGCACAGUGUUCGUUCAUAGAUAGAUAGAUAGAUAGACAGAAAACUUUAUUUAUCCACGCUAACCCUGUCACCCAAGGCUGACUUCCACAGGGGGCGUGUAAAAAGGAAUUACAAAAAUAUAGUAUUUAAAGCUAUUUACAAUCUAUAGUAUCGACUAAGUUAUAUAAACUAUAAGUAAGUCAUAUAUAUAUUUACAAGUUUUUUUUUAGGUUUUCAGUUUCUUAGGAUCUUGUUUUAGUUAAAGAAUGUGAGUAGCAAUUUUAUUUUGAAAACAUGACAGGGAUUUUGCUUUCCCUAAUUUCAUUUGGAAUGGAGUUCCAUAAGUGAGCACCGUUAUACAUGAAACUAUUUUUCAUGUUAUUUGUUCGAGGUUGUGGUAAACAAAGACCACUUGAAAUGUCCCGAAGUUUGUAAUUUGUCAUCCCACUUUUAUAGGUGAAAAGGUUUGUGAGUGACUCAUAACCUAUUUUAUUCAAAAUUUUGUACAUUAGUUUUGCUUUUGCCUUUUCUCUUAUUGACUGAAGUGGCUCCCAGCCCAAAGCCUGUAAAGCAAUAGUGUGAUCUAUAUCGUUGCUCAUACUCAUGAUAAUUCGAGCAGCUCUAUUUUGAAGUUUCUGAAGUCGUUUUGAUUGUGUUUCACCAAACACAUCCCACACUUCACAACAAUAAUCGAAAUGUGGACGUACAAUAGCAUUAUAUAUCGAUAUAAGUGUAUCUUUGUUAACAAAAGUUUUAACACGACGGAGAGCAGAGAUUCCUGAUGUUAUUUUCUUGCAAAUAUUUUCAGUAUUACUUUUCCAAGAUAAAUGCUGGUCAACUAUUAUUCCAAGAGUUUUGCAUUCAUAAACUUGUUUAAUUUGUGUGUUUCAAAUAGUAUUUGGGUGAAAAUGUUUUAUCAUUCGUUUUGAGCCAAUCAACAUGAAUUCAGUUUUAGCUACAUUCAAGCUAAGUUUAUUGGCCAUCAACCAGUUUCUAAGAUUGUCUAGAUCACAAUUUACUGCAAUCUCAAUGUCAGUCAUUGAGACUCCAGAAGCUGUGAGAUUUGUACCAUCAGCAAAUAGGCGAGGUCUUGUAUUAUCAAGGCACUCGGGUAAGUCAUUGAUGUAUAAUAAAAACAAUAAUGGUCCUAAAAUAGAACCUUGUGGUACACCACAUCUAAUUAAGCGCUCUGAUGAAACAAAUCCAUUUAUUUUGCACUUCUGGCUACGAUUUGUGAGAUAGGAUUUUAAGAAAGAAAGUGCUUGUCCUUUUAUUCCGUAAAACUCCAACUUUUCUAGUAGAAUAUUGUGAUUAACAGUGUCAAAUGCUUUUAGAAUAUUGUGAUCAACAGUGUCAGAUGCAUAUGACAAAUUAAAUGCUAUUGUGAGCAACAUGCGCCUAGUGAAUGAUAUCAAGAAAAUGUCAACUGACACCCAAACAAGUGCACUUGAGUCAUUCAUGCAGUGCUGAAUUUCUGGCACCCCAAAAUGCUCUGUUUUUCAUGGAUGGGGACAAAAUGCAGGUAUGCAACAUAUAAACAUUGUUUUAUUUGUCCUGUAGGGUGUUUUGUGAAUACAACAUGGGUGCACCAACAUGGGUGUACCACCUAAUUUUGACAAAAAAAUACAGUAACUUGUAUGGCAAUCUUUUUUUGUUCUAUAAAUUUGUCAAGGGAGAGGGCAGGGCUUCACUGUAUCAGGCAAUUUCCAUGCAAGUCGGGCAUAUUUUUUCCACCUGUAUGCCCAUGCUGAUUACCUGGCCAUUAAUUCAAAAGAUUAUCAACUUAGUGAGUGUUAUAAUCCAGCAAUACUUACAGCAGUUAAUGUGUAGUGUAUACACUGAGCUUUUACAAUUGAUUUUGAUAACUAAGCAAAUUCUUGCAUCACUUCAUUUUAAUGAAAACGUGCAUCGGGAAGUGAAAAAGAAGAAGAAUGGUGAAGUCAGGACGCGUGUUUGGUGGCCAAAGUACAAGGCUGGUGAAGCUGUAGUUAGAGAUGUGAAAGUUUAGCCAACUUACAGUAAGUGUCAUGAUUUCCAUAAGAGUUUGUUCAUGAUUAUCAACAUUUUUCAAUCAUACCAAGUGUAUCAUUUUCUCACCCCCUCCCCUUAUCCAUACUGCAUCCCCCUUAAAUUAGUACAGGAAAGUAAUUAAAUAGGAAAAUAGAGGAUUUCAACUUUUUUCCCAGGAUACAGCGAUAAUCUAAAUGAGAUGUUGUUCACAAGUCCAUUAAAAGAUCUGGAAAAGAUUUAUCAGCAAGAAGAAUCUAAAGCCCCAAAGUCACUAACGUCACAGUUUUCAACAGGUUGUCUCGAGAAAAUGCGAUUCAGCAAUUUGCAACCACCCAAAGUAUGAAAACCCCUCUGUUUCCUGCAUUAAAAGUUCAAGACCAAUUGGUCAUUGCCAAGAAUGAAAGAUCUGAGAAUAUGACACAAACUUCUAGUGCUACCAGUACUACUGCCAAAAAGAAAAGAUCGCCUCAUUGCAGAAAAUUCAAAAAGCCUAUGCUAGGUCAUCCACGAAACAAUUGCCCGAAUUAAAAUUUAUCCAUAACACCAGAUGAAUGAUAAAUACAAUAUAUUGAAUUUUUUUACCAAAGUUGAUACAAGACAAGGCCAAGGGCGCCGGAAGCAAUGUGAAGCGGCGGGGGCAGCCAUUUCAAUAGGGCUCUUCUCGGCCAUCAUUUUUCUGGGCGGCAAUAUUUGUUAAAGCUUUAUUGUAUGGAUACCCGAUUACUUGUGGCUAUUGUGAAUCGGCAAACUUCGACAUUAAAUUUGAACAAUUUUAUUUGUUGCACCAUGUUAAGGGUGCAAAAUAAAAUCAGUAAACGGACGUAUAUUGUCUGAUUUAGCAUUAAUCAGGGGCAUCGGAACCGUGGGGCAAUGGGGACAUGUGCCUUCCCGCUUUUUUAAAAGUGAAAAAAUGCCGUUUGGGGGGCUAGAAAGAAAGUGCCCUUUUUGCUGUAAUAAAGACUCUGUAAAGGCCAUUUCCAACGUUAAAGGGACUCAAUAUUUUCAAAAAAUUUUCGUUCGGCCCGUGACCGACAAAAUCGUUUGAUUUUGAUCGUAAUUAUACAAAAGUGAUUCCGCGGCCUCUGGCAUUAAUUCUACUAUAACUGGUUAAAAUUAAGCAAAGAUUGCUUAAACAUUGCUCAAAAAUAGUUAUAAAUUCCAAUUCAUGUGAAUUACGCACAAACUUCUAAGCGCAGUUUUGGUGAAAAAAGGCAACCUGUUGCCCCCGCGCCGUCCCCGCAUUGUUUCGGCAACGGCGGCAGUUGCCCCCGCUGCCCCCGUGGCUCCGUCGCCCCUGGACAAGGCUUGGACACUUGAUAGAAGGACAAUAUAACUCACUAUCUAUGUUUUUGUCUAUAUUUUUACAAAAUUGCAGUACUUGGUGGCCACAUGUGUAUUGUAUUUUCACCCAUCCAACCAAUAGUAGUGUAUUGCCCAAUUAUUCACCCUCACAUCAUACCUAAUUUUAGUGUGCAGUGAUAACCAUUUUGUGCAGUGAUAAAACUAAAAUGUCCAGUGAUAAAAUGUAAAAUGUGCAGUGAUAAAAUUUCCUGCGGAAAGUUGUUAACCAAGAAAAUCAGGCAAUGAGCAGAAGAACUGAACUAAAAAUUCGUCUUGACACUUGACAGCAUUGAUCAAAACAUUUUGAAUGAGAAUAACUUGAAUGAAAUUGAAAUGAUAGCUGCAAAAUUAUCGAACGUGCGUGCCCUAAUAUUAUACUUCACAGGGCCACAGCAACCGGGGGCGGGGGCUGCAGCCCCCUCCCCCAAUAAUUUGCUAAUAAUCAUUUUUUUUCAAAAUCAUGCAGACCUUUGUCAUUUAAUCUGUGACAAACUGCAAAGAAUGAAGAUAUUGCCCAUACGUUCCUGCAACUUAUUGAUAUAUAGUUAAUUAAAUACGCCCAUUUAGUACACUACUAGUAAAUUUCGACAUACUAAAAACGCUGUUUUUUGAGUAUCAAAAUUCUGUCAAAUCUUCCCCAACUCCAGCAAAUGACAUUUCAGAGACUCUAAAUUAAACGUCAGGUUCAUCAGAUGAACAAAGUCUCACCAAAGAUCUCUUUAUGAGCUUAGAUGAUGAAGUGAAUAAUACUUAUCUUUUUGUAAUUAGUGUGUACUGUAAUCUGCAGAAUUCUAUAGAAUGUUUCCGCACAUUGCACGAAAUUGCCUUUUAGAGAGCUUAGAUUACAAAAUUUUCUUUGGGUGUAUGCCCCUGGAAUUCAUCGGAGGUUUGUCACCUCUAAGCUGCCUUUCAUAUGCCAAUACGAAAAUAUUUCUUUCCUGCAAGUGUUUUAUUAUGAAACUAUGCUGGCCUAGAUAGUUGUAACUGUAGAUGCUGUCAAGGCUGCCCAUGAGGGUGGUUGGGCCAAUUUUUCCUGGGACCUCAGUUAAAGGGGGUCGAAAAAAGAAUUGCAGUAAAAUAUACGUAGAUAUAACUGUCAACAGACUUCCAGAAUGCAGGAUUUGGCCAUUUCUGGGACCUCAGAUUUCAAAAUUUUCCUGAUGGGAAUGCCCCUGGACCCCCUAAUCAUAGUGUUAGAAGAUGGAAGUACGAGGGGGCCAAAAUCAAAUUUGGCCCUGACUACUCACAUUCCCCUGGGCAACCCUGGGUGCUGUACAAUGUAGUGUAUGUUGAUUUUGGCAUUUUUGAAUAUCAAAUGUAGCAUGUUUUGUGGUUACACAUUAUUAUAAAGGUGUGUUUAGAAAUUUUCAGGGCGUGCUUCUGCUCAGCCAAACUUUGCGCAAAAAUGUGCAGAGAUAAAAAUUCUUAAAAUUAGGUAUGCCUUACAUGAACUGUUGGUUAGUUUAACAAUUACCAUAAUCAUUGGUUAAUUUGAAAGAAAUGACAUGUAACAACAAUGAACCAAAUUUAAGCUACCUAAUCCCACAAUAACAUUGGUAAUUAGUUACAUUCUAUUUUCAAUUUGACACACCAAUUCAUGUAAUUUCAGAUUGCGUAUGGAAAUAAUGUUUUAGAGAAAGUGUUUUUAUAGUAACAACAGAGGUACAAUAACUGGAAAAAUUUAAUAACUGAAAAAUUUAAUAACUGAAAAUUUUAAAUAUACAGGAUAAUUUGGGACGUGAAGAGUUGAAUGCUGAAGUUAACUGCAUUCCAAUCAAUACUUGUAAUUAGAUGCUUGCAUGUUGGCAUUUAAUGGUCACUGUAAUUCCCUUUUGAUUUGAGCAUAAACCAGGUUCACUUAUGCCAAGCUUUAAGUAACUAGAAUAUAUUAGCAAGCUUUCAAUGAAUAUAAUAUGCUUAUGUUUAUGCAUGCAAGUGUUAUACCUCAAAGCAGAAUGGUCUGAAUUUUACUACCAUAUUGCUUUCUUAAUGUUGGGUCAACGCACAAUAUUUUUACUGGUUCAUUUUAGAAAAGAUCAACACUUUCCCCACAGAGGAAAUUUCAGCCAUCCCGACGUUCUCUCCCCUUCCCGUCGGGAUAGCAGAAAGAGAGUAAUUUGUUUCCAAUUAUAGUAGUGUAUGAGGAUUAGGACAGCCAGCGCCAGAAUGUGUAGCUGGGUUAAUUUCUUCUGUGGGGGAGUAUAGAUGUUCUCUAGAAUAAUCAAAUUCUAUUCUAGUAUAUACUUAAUUAAAAGUAUUAUGACAAACUAACAUGACAGUUGUAUUCAACAAUCAAUAUAAAAUUACACAGGUCCCUGUCUGCAUUGUGCUGGUAGAUAUCCCUUGUUUUCGUAUCUUUGUCCAUUUGGAUAUUUUGUUCGAAGAUGACCAUAGAUACAGGCAAGCAAAGGUCUUGUGUUGCUCCAUCCCAUUUAUCCACAAAGCCACCUUAUUAGCCAACGAUACGCCACAGGCACAGAUCUGAAAUAUUUAUCAGUUGACAGAAACACAUGCAGCAUUUAUUUAAUACUGUAAUAAUUAGAAGACCGUUUAUACAGUUGAAGCAGCAAAAGUGAUUUAAUUUAUAUUUGUGCUGACUUACUCGUCUUUACGUACAUUUUUCUUCUUACGAUAGUGACUUCCAUCCAUACGAACUAAUGACUGCCCAGCUAGAGUUAACACAGCCUUAUUCGUGAUUGCUAAAAGGUCUUCGUGUUGGAUAAUGCACUUGAUAUGCUCUAUCGCGCCGUCGAAGGCCAUUUUCCCGGUCGUAUCCACGAAUUCCCGGCAACAUCUGUACUCGAGAGAUCCAACAAGAUGUUCUACUUUACAUUGGCCACAACUACACCAAUCCUUAACAUCAACUUUGCUUUUGAAUCGUUCAGCAAGAACACCAGGAGAAAGGCCAUCCAAAUCAACUUCGUCAUUGCUGGAGCUUGUGCGCUGUCGUUUGUUAACGUUUGACCGAUUGCUUGCCAAUUGUUCAUGAACUUAUAAGGUUCAUAUUGCCCAUAAACCACACCACAUAGCUCUUCUGAGUCGCCAGAAGAUUCUUGUGGACUUGAAGAGUCACUUUCAUCAGAAGAACUUGACAUUUUAUUGAUUCUACUCCCAGUCUAACUAUCUAACAUUAGACUUGUCUAUUUACAUACCGGAGCGUGCAAACAAAUUUACGUCACACAUCGCAUGUGACCAGAAAAUCUCGUCUCCAUACCCCGGUUUAAUUUUGCCUUAAAAAUCGAAAUUUUAUGAUCGGUUUUGCUCCAAAAAAGGGCAAAGAAAUACCAAAACGGCUUCAAACAAGGUAGUUUUGUAUUGUAAUAAGGUCUAGCUAAGUCGUGUCAGUUCUCCUUUAAUACUGAUAAUUAUAAUCUCCUCAAGAACGAGUAUUAUAUAUUUUUAUACUUUAAAAUUUACAUUUAACCCUAUUUGUACCGGGGGUUUUUCAUGUUGAUAUGACCGGGGGUGCGCUGAUAGGGCGCACCCCUCAGAAAUUCUGUCGAUUAACUGCUAUUAUCCUAUAAGUUUUAUUUUUAGUAAGUUUUAUCUUUCUUUAACCUAAAAAUAACAAAAAAGUUAAAUUCACAUCCAAAAUGCUGUUUUUUGGCCCCAUUGAAUAUGACCGCCUAUACGAAAAUGGCGAAUAAAGCUAAUAUUUUACCCAUUUUGGUUAUAUUUUGUAAAGAGAUAACAAAACAUUUUGGAUGUGAUAUUUUUUGGGUCUUUUACAUUCAAAAGACAUACUUUUAUGUUAUAGCAUAUCUCAGUUGUCCAUAAACACCACUAUUUUACUUUCCAAGUUGGCAUUUCUGUGCCAUAUGAAAAGACAUACAACUGAAACUUACCAGUCUCUCAUAUAAACAAUCCAAAUCAUUUUCAAGUUUCAACAUCACUGAUUUUACCUUCAUAUCUUUGUGAUAGUGUCAUUGUUGUAUAAAUAAUGUUCCAUUAUUCUCUUAGUAUGCACAAUUGUGCAUUCUGUUGAAAUUCUAGCACUUUUUUUGGCAUAACUUCUGCAGUGUAAACAUAAAAUGUGACAUGUCGACCAACAAAAGUUUGUAGAAAAAAUACGAAAUGGCAGCUAUGUUUUAUACCAAUAUACUAUGUGUUACAUGAAGUGUAAGGCAGGUGAGCUACGAGAUACGAGCCUGCAGUAUAGUUUUGAAAACACAAUAUUUACUUUGAAAAUCAUGGCAAUCAUUAUGGAUUGUAUGCAAAUGUUUUACUCUCAUUUGGAACUGAAUUUCUGGUACGAAAGUGUUCAAUAUAUAAUGCAUCCUACAAGUUUGAUUCUUGCUGAAAGACAGGGAGAUGUUAUGCCUUGAAGGUACAAAGAAAUACGUGUAUUUGAAUAUAUAAAAAUAUUAUAAAUAAGUAUUUUAUAUUAUAUAAUUAUAGGUAUUGUAUAGUAUACUAUAUUAUAUGUUAUACUAUAUUUUACUAUUUUAUAUAAUAUAUUAUGGAUAUUUUACUUUGCAAAUCAUGUGUAAUAAUCCAUAUUUAUAUGUUCUCUAAGUAUAUUAUGUUAUUUAUGACCUGGGAAGUGAUUGAAGCCAAAAAAUACUGUCCAACCCACAUUUACCCAUUUUUGGCCCCGACACCUUCUUUGACAAAUGUCGCCAAACGUCCGGAUAACUUUGCAUUUUCAGAAAAAUUUUUUCGCAGUCAUGACGGCAGAGGAAAAAUAUUAAAAGUCAUGAAAGUACAGGCAAAUCGGAUCAUUUGUUCAGGAAUGACGGAUAAAUAUUUAUAGGGGUGCGCUCAUUGUGCGCACCCCCGGUACAAAUAGGGUUAACUUUCCUGUCAGAAUUUAUGGUAUACGACUAUACGUAGAAUAAGUAUAAAAGGUCAAGUAGGAUGUAUACAAACACUAACAGCACAAGUCGAAGCGCCUUUGCUCGAAACGUCGAAGUUCUCUUUGUAUUUUUCAGGUAGUUGUAUCCCUAUCAAUCCGAAGCUUUCGUACAUAUUUCCCCCAGAAUUUUUAGCUAUUUUCAAUUAUUUGAUUUCAGUGUAAAAAGUAUCAAAUUUUCGACGACAAAUUCCAAAUACUUUGUUCAUAUUUUGCAACAGUUUCCAAGCAUGCGUAGAACUCACGUUGGAAAUUCAACGUACUAUCUGCCGUUAGCUAAUCACAGGCCUGAAUCAAUUUGAUUUCUCCAGAGCUAUGCCCACCCUUAACCUGCGAGCGGGCAUGCUCGGGGAACAAGAUUGGUCACGACACUUUUGUAUAUAAAAGAGCGUGCAAAUUAAACAAGUCACAUAUUAUUAGCACUGAUGAAGAACCGGGCUUACGGAUGGAAAGCUUUGCAGUAUAAUAAAUUUACGUGGUAUUUCCACAAACAAAAGUAUUUAGUAAGUAAUUAGGAAAAUAUUUGGCUUUUGCAAGUGAUUCCACAACAAGUAUUUGUUGAAUUCCGCCAUUUUGGGUGUCAAAUUAAACAUAGUAAAUUAAAAGCAAACAUGGCGUCAAAGUAAGACAGGGGUGUAGUAGUCAGUUGAAUAAAUGAUUUUUGCCACCCAAAAUGGCAGAUUAUUUUUGAUGAUACGUCAUACUGCAAUACCUGUAUAGUGUAUUACCAUACAAUCGCAAAAGGUUGGCGCCAGUGUAGGUAGAGACAAUGUGUAGGGUUACAAUUACCCAAAAAUAUAAACAGAACUUCGACGUUUCAAGGAAGGUGUAUAAUUGUCAGGCAGUUGUACCUACACAUCGCAGCCUAGUGUUUUAUCAAGUAUACAGUAACUUGUCCCAUAUUACUUACAGUAUUUUAAUGUAAUUAUUGAGAUAUUAAUUGCCAAUUGGCUAAAAUUCAUAACCGUUAAUGUAUAUUUGCAUUUUGAAUUAGUAGACUCUACUAACUGAUGAAUAUUCUAAUUUCACAAGGCAGAAUACGCCCGUUUGCGGGUUGGAAAUUGACAUUUGAAAUGAAGAGCUAUUGCUUGAAAGUCGGGAAGUGCAUAUUUUUCUUUUUAAAAUGGCUGUCAAGACAUCUUCCACAAAGUUGUGCGUUCAGCGCUGAAGCCCACACUAUAGACCCCCAAAGUUUCAUAAUAUAUGUUACUGUUUGUCUUUAAAUUUAUCACAAAUGUAAUUUGUCCAUAAUCUCUCAGUUUAAAAGUAAAAAACAAGACAACUUUUUCUAAUUGUUUUUUGUAAGUUCUUUGUUCUUUUUUUAUUUUAUCUUUUUGUGUUCAUCCCGAUUUUAUUAAAUUUUGAAUACUUUUUUGACCUUUCGGUUUUCUUUGUAGAAAGUAUUUCAGAUAUCCAACCUUCGAAAAUAAUUUUGUGAUAAAAAUUAAAUUUUACUCACUUUGCAUUGCAGAAGCUAAUUAAGCUGGAGUAAUACGAGCAACAAAAUUACUGCAACUUGCAACAAAAUCUGAUUUCAAUGCAUGUUAAGUAGGAAUGUUGACAAAUGUUGCCUCGUGAUUUGUAAUGCAUGUGUGAACAUUUUCAAUUAAUAUACGUUGAAAUCCGAUUUUGUUGCAAGUUGCAGCAAUUUUGUUGCCCGUAUUACUCCACCUUUAAUGAAAGUUUCAAACUGGCUGCUACAGAGAGUGAGCCAUGUACCUUAACCUAUGCUAGUUUAACUGAUUUGCUAAUAUAUACUGUACAUUUUGAAAUUAUGUAUUGCCAAUAAAUCGCAUGGAUGUAUUGCGAAUAAAUCGUUGUAAUUAUUUUUUAUCAAUUUCAGCAGGUCUGGGGUUGUGUUUUGGACAGCCUUUUACGGAGUUGAUUACGGAACUUCGUGCGUCGUUGAAACAUCAAUGUGACACAGAGGUUUGAGAUACUUUCUUUUUUUGGCUUAAUAGUCUUUGAAUAAGCAGUAAGACAUGAUAUGAAAAAUACUGUUUCUUGGCGAUGAAUAAAAAAUGAUUAUGUUAUGUUGUGUUAUUUUUCAUUCGGUAAUAUGAUAAGUUGAAAAUUUUCUCGAGUGAGUAUUUCAUAAUUUCCACACCGCACGCAAGCAGACAGAUAUGCCUGCCGCAGCUGUGUCUUAAACCCACGACUUAGAUCAACGCUUUACCAACUGAGCUACACGGUCAGACGGAUUUAAGACUGAUUACAUUUAUAAUUAAUUUAUUAAAUGUUACAUUACUUGUAUCUUUGCAGAUAGUGAAUAAGAAGCUUAAUAAUAUAGAAUCAAAACUCUGCAAAAUUAAAGAGGUUGAAAAGAAUGCAGCCGAAAACUCGGAGGAACUAAAACGUCAAAAGGAGAAACUUGAAUGUCAUUCCAACGAACUUGAACGUCACUCAAACGAACUUGAAGAUCUCAACAAAAAGUUAAAAACAGAAGAUCAUGAUAAGCAAAAAGAAAAUUAUUCAAAGUUUGCAGACAAGAAAGGUAUUUAUUUGAUCACACUAAAAUAUGAAAUAUUUAUGAUGUAUUUUACUACACCUCACAUUGAGCAGCAUGGAUAA